Argiope bruennichi is the source of this 3382-nucleotide messenger RNA. Its product is annotated as regulation of nuclear pre-mRNA domain-containing protein 2-like. The record is from RefSeq and is a predicted model, not a curated record. The transcript is spliced from 6 exons. The coding region runs from base 244 to 1470 and encodes 408 amino acids. Lineage: Eukaryota; Metazoa; Arthropoda; Arachnida; Araneae; Araneidae.
UUUGUCUUCUCUUGUAGUAAAUAUGAGACUGUCUUUUGAUUGGAUUUGUGAUUUCUCCGUUCAGUGUUGUCAUACAGUGAAGACUAUUUUAGCUUUCUUUGUUGACUCUGGCAGAUUUUAAAUUUUUGUGAUACUCGUGUUUUGAUUGUGUUAACCCGACAAAAACUAAGAUUUCGUUCAGGAACAUACGCCGGAAAACAAACCUCCAUUCCUUCUUUUACAAUUGAAGUAAAUAGUUCAGAAAUGACCUCAUCAUCUUCUGCAGAAGGAGGUGAAGUUUCUGAGAUGGAAAUAAUUACUAAUUACAAGUCUCAAAACCUUUUUGACAGUUUGAAAAAAUUGAAGGCUGCAGAAGUUCAGGCAAAAGAGAGAGAAGAGAUUUUAAAUCUUGCUGAUGAACCAAUAUUACCUGAAUUUAAAAACUUGUCUGAACAGGAUAAAUAUCUGGUGAUGUUGAAAAAGAUAGAUUCCUACCAAAGUCGUCUAGAAGAACGUCUAAAAGCUGCUGACAAUGAACUCAAAGCUAGGAAGAAUGUUGUAAAAGAUUUAGAAGACAGUUGUGUUUUUUAUAAUGCUCAGUAUAAAGAUGUUAAGAAAGUUGCCAAUGCAUAUAUGGCAUAUGGAAGAAGACUAAAGAACGUGGAAAGUAAAUUAUCUGAAAAGAUGUUGUUAUUUUCGUCUCAAGGUGAAAACAGUUCUACAUGUUUUUCUGAAAGGAAUUCAUGUGCAUCACCAGUUAUUGGUACUUCUUCCUUUCAUCAUGAUAAUACGAGUAUGUCUGGAACAUCUUCAAAGCCAUCACCUGGUUCAGUCAAUGAGAAAGGACAAGAUGGAUUGCUUAGUUCUGACAAUUUGAAAAGCCACUCUUUUUCCUGGAGCAAAAUUUCAAGAAAUUCUUUGUCAGAUUCUGCUAAAAGGUGUGAAAAUGAAUUAGAGGAGACUUUGGAGAAUAGACUAGGACAAUCACCUAAACCAAAAUUCAGUAAAUUAGCAGAAAUAUUUGCAGAAACAAAAUCAGAUUCUGAAAAACAAAUGAGUCCUGAAUUAGCUCUUACUAGAACAUCUGAUCUGAAAUUUUUAAGUUGCCCAAAUAUUCAAAAUGAGAACAUUGCUGACUUACAGAUAACAGCUGAUCAGCAAAAUGAAGUACCAAAGAAUACAGGUCUCAGUUCUGCAGAAACUUCCUCUAAUCAGGAUACAAACAUAUUAGAUUGCUUAAAUGAAAAAGAAAUAACAGAAAAUGAUAAUGAAAUAGAAUUUUUACUGGAAGAGUCUUAUGAUACGAAGAAGGCUAAAUCAAAUAUGGAUGUUAAAAGAAGGAUAGAACUUCCUCUUCAGUCAAAAGGGAGAAAUAUUUGCACAAAUGCUUCUGAAAAAAAACAUUCUGACAGCAAUCAACCUUUGAAUAUUCGUGAGGAAGAGGAAAACAAAUCUUCAGAAGAUAUGACAGAGGGAGAAAUGCUAAACUGAACCAUCCUAUGAUGGCACGCAACACAAUAUUUUGGGCAUGACGCCGAUCAAAACGAUUUGCAUGUGACUUCAUUUUAUAAACUGAAUUUGUCCCAAUUCAAUUGGUUGGAAAUUGAAGAAUUUGAAAUGCAACUGAUUGAUUUCCAGUCUAAUUCAAAAUUAUUCAAAAAUUUAUUGAAACAAAGAAAAAGUUGCAAUUGAUUGAAACAGAAAGAUUAACAAGCACUAUAAGUAAAAAUCCCAAUAACGAAAUUUUGGAAACAUGAAAUUCGAUUCCAAACACAUUUAAUUGUUUGAAGAAGCUGGCUUAUGCUUUAUUAGCCGUAUUUUCAUUUUACCUAUAUCUGCCAGUCAUUUUCAAAAUUUAAUAAUUUUAAAGACUCGUUUAGAGACUGUUUGGAAGAUGACUCCAAUUCAGCAUGCAUUCUGCUAAAAGUAACACCUCACAAUCCUAAUAUAAGUUAUUUGUCAUCUAAUCGCACUGUUACUUUAAUUUGAAUUACACGUAUAACUAAAUCAUUUUCUACUAUAUAGUGCAAAAUGUAUUUUUUUUCAUAGUAAAUAAAGACUUUUGAGUUGUUAAUAAAGAGUUAGAUGGAGGGAUUUGAGGUGUAUAAAGAGUUAGAUAGAGUGAUUUGAGUUGUAUUAAGAGUUUGAGUUCUAUUUAGUUUUAUUAUUUUCCCAAUAAUCACAAGUCAAAAUUAUUUGAUGGCACGUUUAUACCUCUUUAAAUAUUUCUUUAAAAAAGAUGUCACGCUCAUCCAUAUAGAUUCGCCGCACCUGAUAUAUACUAUUUCAAAAGUAAUGGUGCCUAUGUUGCCACCAAGCUCUAAAAAAGUUGAAAAGAUCCCUGAUGUUAUUUCCAUUUUAAAGAGUGUCAAAUCUGAUGUUUAAAGAAAUUUAUCUUUUGAAGAAAUAGUUCAAAAUGUUAGUAAUAUCUUUAUGCAUUUUUCUAAAGUAAUAAAAAGAGUGCAAAGAAAUUGACUUCUUAAAUAAUAAAAAUGACGCCCAAGAUUCGUUAGCAAUUAGUAAUGAAAUUUCUAGAACAAAAUAAUACAAGAAACAAUACAACUAUUAUCCAUGAAUUCAAUUCAGAAAAUAAUUUUUGACUGCAUACUCCAUCACCAAGCUCUGAUUCUUCAUUAUUUUCUUCCAUAUCCAUUUAUAUCCACUGAAUAUCUGAAAAAAUUUGCUUUGGAAAAGUAAAAAAAAAAAAGUGCAUUAAAUCUCAGAACGCUGAAGAUAAUUAUGUAACUGAUACAUCAGUAAUGAAAGAUUCCAUUGAAGCUGGAAAACUUUCUGAAAGUGUAGAUUCUGAGAUUAUUCACAAUCCAACCUUGAAUUCCAAAGAUUCAGGUCAGUCAAACAUUAGUGAUCAAGAGAUUCCAUUCUUUGGUACUGAAUUAGAAAAUCUAGACGGCAAAGACAAAAAAUGAACUCGCCAAUUUCAGAUGUGUAGUUACAAACUGGAAAGGAAGAUGAAAAACCUUAUUUACUGCAAACAAAAUUCUUUUAGAGGGCAUCUGUAAGAAAGUCUUUUUCUUUCUGAUAGUAAAAAUGUAUUGGAGGUUGCACUUGUAUCUUUUGAAAACUGCUUUAAUAUGUACCUUGCACUGAGAUCUUUUUUGAUACAAAAUAUGCAAAUGACUAGCCCUUCAAGUCCCCCUACCCACCCCCAAAAAACCACCUCAAAAUCUGUCUUUUCUUCUGAAGUUUAUAGUCAAGAUAAUUUAGAAGUCAUGGACAUGGAAUGUGAUUCAGAAUGAAAAAGCUAUGUCAGCUUGGGAAAACCAGUAUAUGAAGAACUGCAUGUUUGUAAAUAAUUAUAGCAUGUGAUUAUUUCAGUUAAAUGAGACUGAAAUAACAUUUCAUAAAAGUGUAAUUUAAAAUAAAACUUUUUUAUAUGCUAUUA